Messenger RNA from Tyto alba (common barn owl), 5450 nucleotides. Its product is annotated as NOP2/Sun RNA methyltransferase 2. Gene Ontology annotation, molecular function: tRNA binding; tRNA (cytidine-N5)-methyltransferase activity. The transcript has 19 exons. The coding region runs from base 136 to 2520 and encodes 794 amino acids. Gene Ontology annotation, biological process: tRNA methylation. Gene Ontology annotation, cellular component: nucleus; cytoplasm. The record is from RefSeq and is a predicted model, not a curated record. Lineage: Eukaryota; Metazoa; Chordata; Aves; Strigiformes; Tytonidae.
AGUGGGCUGUCUGAGGGGCAGGGGGAAGGCCCCGCGUGAUCGCGUCUCGCAGCGAGCACGCGGUGCGGAGUCCUUUCGGCCCCGCGGCCGGGAGGGGCUGCCGCGACGGCGGGGCUGGGCCGGUGCGUGGCUGCCAUGGGCCGCCGCGCGCGCGACCGCAGGUGGCAGCGGCAGCGGCGGCAGGAGCCGGGCGGCGGUGGCGGCGGCGGCGUGGAUCAGGCGUGCUGGGCUGGCGGCUACCCCGAGAUCGUGAAGGAGAACGAGCUGUUCGAGCGGUACUACCGGGAGCUGGGCAUCGUGCCCGCCGGCGAGUGGGGCGCCUUCAUGGCGGCGCUGAGGGAGCCGCUGCCCGCCACGCUGCGCAUCACCGGCUACCGGAGCCACGCCAGAGAGAUUCUCCACUGCUUAAAGGAAAAGUACUUCAGAGAGCUGCAGGACCUGGAGGUGGAUGGCCAAAAAGUUGAAAUGCCGCAGCCGCUGAGCUGGUAUCCAGAAGAGUUAGCCUGGCACACUAACUUGAGCAGAAAAAUCUUACGCAAGUCGCCACAGCUGGAAAAGUUUCAUCAGUUUCUGGUUAGCGAGACAGAAUGUGGAAAUAUCAGUCGUCAGGAGGCUGUUAGUAUGAUCCCACCCCUGCUGCUUAAUGUUAACCCUCAUCAUAAGAUUCUAGAUAUGUGUGCUGCACCUGGAUCUAAGACUGCACAACUCAUUGAGAUGUUGCAUGCAGACAUGAGUGUUCCUUUUCCCAAGGGUUUUGUGAUUGCUAAUGAUGUUGACAACAAGCGCUGCUAUUUGCUGGUUCAUCAGGCUAAGAGAUUAAACAGCCCGUGCAUCAUGGUGGUAAAUCAUGAUGCCUCCAGCAUUCCUAAUCUACAAAUAGAUGUUGAUGGAGGAAAAGAGGUCCUCUUCUAUGACAGAAUUUUAUGUGACGUCCCCUGCAGUGGAGAUGGAACCAUGAGGAAAAACAUUGAUGUAUGGAAGAAGUGGACAACACAAAACAGUUUGCAGCUCCAUGGAUUGCAGUUAAGAAUUGCAACCCGUGGUGUUGAACAGCUGGCAGAAGGCGGGAGAAUGGUAUAUUCUACAUGUUCAUUGAAUCCUAUUGAAAAUGAAGCUGUGAUCGCAUCUCUGCUGGAAAAGAGUCAAGGUGCCUUAGAACUUGCUGAUGUCUCUUCUGAGUUACCAGGUUUGAAGAGGAUGCCAGGAAUUACAAAAUGGAAGGUAAUGAUGAAAGAUGGACAGUGGUUUGAAGAGUGGAAAGAUGUGCCUUCAAAUAGACAAACACAAAUACGUCCCACUAUGUUUCCAGUAAAAGAUGAAGAGAAGCUGAAGGCAAUGAAUCUAGAGCGUUGUCUUAGGAUAUUGCCACAUCACCAGAACACAGGAGGUUUCUUUGUGGCUGUGCUAAUAAAAAAAUCUCCAAUGCCAUGGAAUAAACGCCAGCCUAAGAUUCAUCAGAAAUUACCACAAAGAACAGGAGAUACUGAAGUGACAGCAGCUAAUUCAGAUAAUGGUUCUGAAUGUAUUACUGAAGAACCAACACUUGCUGAAAAUGAAGAGUGUAAGAAAAUGCAGGAAUUGGAAAAUUCAGACACUGAGCAACGCAAAAAGGAAGGAGUAUGUGGACCACCACCAUCUAAAAAAAUGAAGUUGUUUGGUUUUAAAGAAGACCCUUUUGUGUUUCUCCCUGAAGAUGAUCCAUUGUUCCUUCCUAUCCAGAAGUUUUAUGCAUUGGACCCAACAUUUCCCAAGAUGAAUUUACUGACUCGAACUCAGGAAGGAAAGAAGAGACAGCUGUACAUGGUUUCUAAGGAGCUAAGGAAUGUGCUUCUGAACAACAGUGAGAAGAUGAAGGUUAUUAACACAGGGAUAAAAGUCUGGUCUCGCAACAGUGAUGGUGAACAGUUUGGAUGUGCAUUCAGAUUAGCACAAGAGGGAAUUUAUACUCUCUAUCCAUUCAUUCAUGCAAGGAUUAUAAAUGUCUGCAUAGAAGAUGUUAAAAUUCUGCUAACCCAGGAGAAUCCUUUCUUAAGUAAAUUUAGCAGUGAAACACAGAAGAAAGUCAAGGACAUGGCAAUGGGAAGUAUAGUUCUGAAGUACGACCCAGACCCUGAAAAACCUGAUGAUCUUCAGUGUCCUGUAGUGCUGUGUGGUUGGCAAGGAAAGACAUCACUCCGUGCCUUUGUGCCCAAGAAUGAGAGACUUCAUUACCUGAGGAUGAUGGGAGUUGAAGUGUUUAAAGCAAAGAGAAAAGAGGAGGAAUCAGAAAGUAAAACAGAGGAAGAAGUUCAACAUAGGCUGGUACAAACAGAGGAAGGAAUGGAUGUAGCAGAUAAAGAACAUGAUCUAAUCACAAAAAUGGAAGCAGAAAUAAGUGAAAAAUCUUCCCACAGUCCUGUGGAAAGCAGUGCUAUGGAAAUAGAAAAUAAAAUUGAAGAUUUAGAUCAUUCUAGUAAAAAUGCCAACAGUCAUGUAAGCCAGGAAAGCAAAGACACAGAUACAAGUAAUGUCAAAGAUUAAGUUUCUUUAUUACUUCACAGCUUCCAUGAGGCUCACAUCCAGACUUUUGCUUUUAGCAUGGAAGUAUAUUUUAAAAUUUCGGUUGGAAUGGAAUGUUCCUCUCUUAAAAUUUCACCUAUUUUACUUUUAAAAUGAAAACUAUAAAGAGAUUUCUCUUCAGGUGUGUCGUCUUUUUACCAUUUUAAGUUCCAUAUCACUGGUGGGUUUGUGUGUCUGUUGCUGGCAAUGGACCGUGCACCAGAAAAAAUCUAAAGACCGUAUUUGAAAUGGGAUAAUGGUAUGUACAAAUGAACUGCCUAUGUAACUGGUCAGGAAUUCCUCCAGAAGGAAAAGCUGUGGUUUCAUUCAAAGCACAUAAGUUCUAGAAAAACACUUUUUCUCUUAAGGUUGCUUACUGCACCUACCACCCAAUCUGAUUAUUACUUAUACAGGUUCUUUAAUGGAUAAGAAAAUCAGCAUGAGUAUGCAUACAAAUUCACAUAUAGGAUAUCUAACUAAGAACCUGGUUAACGUUUAUUCGAAAUAAAACUGUGCACAACAUCCUGGGAAAAAAAAGUGCAGAAUGCAUUUUUUCAGAGACUGAUGUUUUGAGAUUCUUCUUCAGAGUGAUGAAUUGCUUGACAGCUAGUAAUUGUCAUUAACGAGAUCUUCGGGUAUGGUGAGCAUGCCACAAAUUCAUCUCUUGAAAUGUGCGUAUCUAAGUGUCUGUGACUAUCCCUCAGAUCUAUUGCUGUCAUCUGUUUCUCUGUCAUUUCUUCAGGUGAGAGUCAUCUCUUAAUUUUUGCAAGAUACUUGUUUAGAGCUGAAAUAAUAGUUAAAAACAAAACAAGAAAAUGUGAUGGUAUUUAUAUUGUAUAGUAGAUGUUUAAAAUAAGUUAUUUAGGUCCAAAAGAGUAAUGUACUUAAUCUGACACUAAAAAAAAAAAAUCAGUUAGCUACCUCAGAAACUUAUAUUAUAAAUUCUGUCCUUUGUGGCUUAGUUUCAGCAAUACUCUUUGUACUUGUAUCAAGUUGACCUGAAAGGAAAGUGGCCAGUGGUACAAGAUAUUGUCCUCCACUAGCACAGUGGUGAUUCAAAUACUUGUUGCUAGUCAUACUGAAUUUUACCAUGUGUAUUUUAACUCACAAAGUCCUAAUGUGGCUAGGAUCCACUUGUCCCCCUACAACAGACUUUCUGAUGCCUCCCCUUGAACUACUUCAUCAAAGGGAGUAUUCUUGAGGGAGAGAUGUAAAAGUGAAAUAAUGCCAUGUCCUCUGAUAAGAUACUAGUCUCAUGCAGUGAAGAACCAUUGACAGGACUCAUUUUCCUCUUGAGAGUCAGUAAAAUAGGUUAGUAAAAAAACAGUUCUUGCCCUUGUAUUUUGCUGAAGUUUGAGUUUGUUCUUUGAAUCGGGCACUGCGAUUGGACAGGUGCUUUUUUGGCAGCUCCGUAGGCUGAAGAGCAGCAUAGCAAUAUUUUCUGUUGAAUGGAGGUGUACACAAAGCAUAAUUUUUAAUUCUCAAGAGUAUACGAGGAAGAAAAAUGGUAACAACUUUAAGCAUGAAAUUUAACAUUGGUUCUUUGCAUUUAUUCUGACAUUGGGCAUUUGAAAUGGAAGAAGGGUGAAAGAACAGUGUCAUUUUUUUUAGUCCUCAUCACCAUCAGUCUGCAGUACUCAACCCUGAGGAUGGCUGAUUUUAAUCCAUCUAAUCUUUUUAUGCUCUGAUGAUCUUCAUAAAUUAUUGGAAGGUCAAGUGUUAAAACUUCUGUGAAGAAACCAGAAUUUGUUUUGAAUUAUGCAUGCUGUUACCUUAUCUACUGAUGGUCCUGAGCAGCAUUUUAAGCUUUGUCUCAGUCAGUGAGUCUAAGGAUAUAAGUUUAUGACAAUUUAAGCUGAUAAGAAUACUUUUUCAUACAGACAAUCCAGACAAUUAAAUCAGAAAAAAAGAUAACUGUACAGCAAGUGAACAGUCCUGAUUAUUUUCUUUUUGACUGAGCUUACCACUGGUAGACUAAAAUGAGAGUAGAAAGCUUUUAUCUGGGAGCUAAAGAAAAGUAGGUUCCUGGAUCAUAAAUGGACUGAAACUGGGUAUAACUUAAACUUGUAAUAGAAUAAGAGUCCACAUCUGCAUAAUCUUAAAUCUUUUGAGUAGUCCCAUUUUCCUGCAUUAUCUGUGAAAUUUUGCUUUGCUCUUAGCUUUUUGGAGGUUUUUCUUUUCCUGUCAAGUGGGAGAUUUCAGCCAAGAAACUGGGAGCCUAAUUUUCUUGUGCUGAUCAGCAGUUUCACUCCGUAUCUCAAAAAAACUCUAGAGACUGCAGUUUGGGGUUUGUUUUUUUAAUACUAUGAGUUUGCUUACACCAGUUGCUCUGUCUCAGUUACUCUUGCCUUGAGUGCCAAAAGGAAGAUGCCCCAAACUCUUGGUAGCAGCUGAAAAUCCUGUCCUAGUUUUCCAGGCUGGGAGCCUGAUUAAAUUGUUUUGUUUGUCUGCUGAGCUAUGUGCCACUAUGGCUCUGAUGUCCAAACCCUCUGCUUGGAUGGUUUUGAAUGUGGGUUGGUGCAAAUAAUUUAAAAGGAAGAUGAAAGAAUUGAUAUGCAAGCAUGUUAAUUUUGAAAAUGUGGAAGUCUUAAAAAUCACUAGGUUUGAAGUUCAUGAAUUAAGUCCAUCCUUGUAAGCAGUCCCUAUUAAAUGUGAAAUUUCUCUAGUAACAUUGCUGUUUUUUAGAAAUGUAGAAUGGUAGAUGUUAGCACUGAUGGCAGGGGGUUUUAUAUGUGCUAGAGGGGAAGCAAGAAAAAAAUUCCUACAUCUAAAUGUAUAGUCUGUUCAUGUUCUGCUUGGAGAUGCCCUCAGGAGAAGCUGCUGGAUCCUCCAGAAAAUAAUCUAUUGAUUGAAAAGCCUAGAAAGAAAGGAGGGAAGAGACCACAUGGGAUACUUAUUUGUAGCUUUUUCUU